Molecule: messenger RNA, 2343 nt
Organism: Mytilus californianus (California mussel)
Lineage: Eukaryota; Metazoa; Mollusca; Bivalvia; Mytilida; Mytilidae
Product: sterol carrier protein 2-like
Exons: 18
Coding region: 54-1676 (540 amino acids)
Molecular function (GO): acyltransferase activity, transferring groups other than amino-acyl groups
Source: RefSeq, a predicted model, not a curated record
CAUUGAAUGAGUCUGAAAAUAGUUCUCAUCCGGGGCACAGGGCAUCUGUCAAAAUGGCUUCUACAGGCGUAAACACAAGCACGAGACGACGUGUAUAUGUUGUCGGUGUUGGAAUGACAAAGUUUGAAAAGCCAGGCAGGAGAGAUGAUUUUGAUUAUCCACAGAUGGCAAAAGAAGCAGCAACAAAAGCAAUGCAGGAUGCAGGAGUGAGCUUUGAACAGAUAGAACAAGCAUGUGUUGGUUACGUUUAUGGUGAUUCUACUUGUGGACAAAGAGCUGUAUAUGAACUAGGACUCACAGGAAUUCCAGUAUUCAAUGUGAACAACAACUGUGCUACAGGAUCCACUGCUCUCAUUAUGGCAAAACAGUUUAUUGAAGGAGGUUUGGCAAAUUGUGUUUUGGCAUUGGGGUUUGAAAAGAUGAGCAGAGGUUCUUUGAAAUCUAUUUACCAAGAUCGUACAAAUCCAAUGGAGAAGCAUGCAAUGGUUGUUGCAAACACAUUUGGUAUAGAAAAGGCUCCAUUGGCUGCUCAAAUGUUUGGAAAUGCUGGCAGGGAACAUAUGGAAAAAUAUGGUACUCAGCCAAUUCAUUUUGCCAAAAUUGCUCAUAAAAACCACAAGCAUUCAACAAAUAACCCUUAUUCACAGUUUCAAGAUGAAUACACCCUAGAACAAAUUAUGAAUUCUCCAAAGAUUCACGAUCCACUUACAAAGCUCCAGUGUUGUCCAACAAGUGAUGGUUCUGGUGCUGCUAUUCUUGCAAGUGAAGAAUUUGUCAGAAGUCAUGGACUAGAAAACCAAGCUGUAGAAAUAGUAGCAAUGGAAAUGGCUACUGAUUUACCAAGUGCUUUCAAUGAUAAUAGUUGUAUGAAGGCUGUUGGAUAUGAUAUGACAGCAAAAGCUGCAGACAGAGCAUUCAAAAAUGCAGGUUUGAGUAGAGAUGAUGUGAAUGUGGUGGAACUGCAUGAUUGUUUCUCCUGUAAUGAACUCAUCACUUAUGAAGCUCUCGGGUUGUGUCCUCCAGGUAAAGGUCCAGAAUUGGUAGACUCGGGUAACAAUACAUAUGGUGGGAAAUAUGUAAUCAAUCCAAGUGGUGGACUCAUUUCUAAAGGUCAUCCUCUUGGUGCUACAGGUCUUGCUCAGUGUGCUGAACUGUGUUGGCAGCUUAGAGGCAUGGCUGACAAAAGACAAGUAUCAAAUGCAAAGGUUGCUCUCCAACACAAUAUAGGAUUGGGAGGUGCAGCAGUUGUAGCAUUAUAUAAAAAAGGAUUCCCUAAGCAGAGUCAAAUCCAAGCAUUUGCCACCAGUGCUUCUACAGAAGACAAAUUCCAGUCAGCAGCAAUUUUCAAAGAAAUCAAAAGCAACCUUGACAAGGAUGGAGCUGCAUGGGUGAAAAAGAUGAAAGGAAUUUUCUGUUUUAAAGUGAAGUCAAAUGAUGGAACAGAAGGUGUCUGGGUUGUUGAUGCAAAGAAUGGCAGUGGAUCAGUUAAAUUUGGUGUUGAACCCAAAGGUGACGUGACAAUUAUAAUGAAAGAUGAUGAUAUGCUAAACUUAAUGUUGGGAAAACUUAAUCCUCAGCAGGCUUUUUUCCAAGGCAAACUAAAGAUUCAAGGGAACAUGGGACUUGCAAUGAAGCUGAGAGAAUUCCAGUCAGCAGCUGGAAAAUCUAAACUUUAAUGAGACUUACAUAGUAAACUUGAAAAAUGUAUCAAUAGACUUAAGCAUUCUAAAUGUAAACUUUAAAUGAAAAAUUGAUUUUGAAGGUUUAAAAAAAAAUUACUAAUGAUAGUAUCAUUAAAUGUAUGUGAUCUGUCACACAUUUAAUAGAUGAAAAUACAAAGAAAGAAAUAACAGUCUGUACUAUUUAUCUGAAAUGACUAAAGAAAAAAUAUAUGAUUAUUAGAGUAAUGGCAAAAUAGCAACACUAUUUAAUAUUCCUUGAUAUGACACUACCAUAAUCAUUUUUAUACACCAACAGAUUUAUAAUCUCUAAAGAGAGAACAAAUAGAUUUAUCUUUUGCCUACACUUAUAAUUAAAGUUAAUGUUGUACUCUAUAUAUGUUUAAUAGUAUGUAAUUAUCAUCAUGAGCAAAGUAGCUAAUGAGGAACAUUAUGUGAAAACAAAAUUAAUAAUGUAUGUACGAUGUGAAGUGAUACUGACAUUUUUAUAUGAUUAUUUAUUUAUACAGAUAAUUGAUUUUUACAAAAGUUAUUUAGCAUCAUUUUUGUGAUUUUGAAAUGUUUUUAAUUUGUGUUUUGUAAUAUUGCUAGAAUGACAUGAUUGUUUUGAAUGAAGAUUGAUAUAAGUAUUUAUAUAAAAAUGAGAUAAAAUUAUAAAUAACAA